Molecule: messenger RNA, 1047 nt
Organism: Haliotis rufescens (red abalone)
Lineage: Eukaryota; Metazoa; Mollusca; Gastropoda; Lepetellida; Haliotidae
Product: hepatitis A virus cellular receptor 1-like
Exons: 2
Coding region: 1-1047 (348 amino acids)
Source: RefSeq, a predicted model, not a curated record
AUGGCACAGAUACAUCUCCCCAAAUACACAGGUCAGCAGGAUGCUGAAAGUUGGUGGGCAGAUUUCUACAAUUUCAACUUCCUCCAUCGUCACACAGACACCCAAUCCUGUAGAAUUCUGCCCUUCUACCUGGACGGAGCUGCUAAAGUAUGGUUCAGGGACCUGCCUGCGCACACACAGCUGGACAUCCACUUGCUGAAAGCAGCCUUUCAGCAACGAUUCCGAAGUUCGCCAGCUUUCAAUUUGAGUCUUCUUGACAUGACACAGAAGAAACAGGAGGACGUUGGAGACUUCAUCACCAGGGUCCAAGCAUCCGCGUUACACUCCUGCUUACCACAAUCUGUGAUAGUAGCCAUUGCAAUCAAUGGGCUACUCCCACAGAUUAAGCACAACUCCCUCAUCCCACCAUCAGCAGCACGAGCCCCAGGUCCAGCAACAGCCACCCUCCCCAUCACCAAGAUACCACCAGCAACCACAACAGGAACCAUACCAACCACCACAGGAUCCAUACCAGUCACCACAGGAACAAUACCAACCACCACAGGAUCCAUACCAGUCACCACAGGAACCAUACCAGUCACCAUAAGAAUCAUACCAACCACCACAGGAACCAUACCAGCCACCAAAGGAACCAUACCAGUCACCACAGGAACCAUACCAGUCACCACAGGAACAAUACCAACCACCACAGGAUCCAUACCAGUCACCACAGGAACCAUACCAGUCGCCACAAGAAUCAUACCAACCACCACAGGAACCAUACCAGUCACCACAGGAACAAUACCAACCACCACCACAGCAGUACCAACCACUACAACAUCAAUACCAGAUACGGCAGGAACAAUAUCAACCACUACAGGAACAAUACCAACCAUCACCACAGCACUAUCAGCCACCACAGAAGGAGUAUGCAGUCCCACCACCUCAGCCCCACCACACAGCACAGCAACAACAACAGACGCCAUCCUUCUACCCGUACAGCUCCAGCAACAGUCAACGUCUGCCAAUUCCACAGCACCUUCGAGGCAGAUGUUGCGGAUGUGGUGA